Molecule: messenger RNA, 10047 nt
Organism: Xyrichtys novacula (pearly razorfish)
Lineage: Eukaryota; Metazoa; Chordata; Actinopteri; Labriformes; Labridae
Source: the annotation of a GenBank genome assembly
AACGUGCACCGGAUGUGCCUCACUUGAAUCGGACCGCUAUUAUUUUUCUGCGCUCGCUUGUAGCGGCCAGGUAGAAUCGUUUCUAAACGUUGUUCUCGCACAAAAACUGUUUUUGCGCUAUAUUCAAUCGGCGGCGGGAUAAUUUUACUAUUGCAGGGAUUCGAAGAUGUCCAGGAGACGACACAGCGACGAGAACGACGGUAAGCAGAUGAUGAAUGUGUGGUUAAGACGGGGGGCUAACGAGUGGAGGCUAGCGGAGGUUAGCGUGUGAGAGUAACGUUUGUUCACGACUGCUGUUUGAAUGGGGAUUUAGUCAGGCUAGCAGUUUGAUUUUUGAUACUCUUACUACAUAAAACACCAACAAUCACCUCUUAUUUAUGAGACAUACAUCUUUGAAAUACCAACAAGUUAGAGCGAACUGUCCCAGUGAAUGAGAAAGUCACUGGUGUUUCGGUUUAAAGCGUUACCCAGUAAGAAGGCGGCUCUCAGCCGGAUGCGCCGGUGAUUGUCGUAGAUAUAACCGUUGAAACGCAAAAACAGCCCUUUCUAAAGCACACUUGUUAGUUUAUUCCUAACAAUGAGAAAAAUUAACAUCAAAUUUGAAUGGAACAAGUUUUCAGUAGUUGUUAUAAUUACGUCAACAAAAGACGCGUUUGGCGGAUGGUCGUGAGUUAACAGGGUAACCGUUUUAACUGAAACACCGGCGCGCGUUUAUGCUUGCUAACUUGAAAUACAUUCAUUUUUCAUAGGUGCUAAAUGUUAUACUGAUCCUUUUAGUUUUUCUAUUCGGUCUUUACAUUCAUUUAACUGUCUGGUUAAUGUCGAUCUUUAGUUAAGAUAUUCCGUAUAAUGUAUGUGUGUCCAAUACAUAAAAUGAUAUUAUUUUACAAGCUUCUGAGGUUUUAUCAAUUAAACAUAUCUGUUUAUUUCAGAGUCAGAAAUACUUUAAGAAUCUCCAGGGAGAAAUAGCUUUUUGUCACAGUAACUCCAGUGCAGAUAAAGUAGAAAGAGGAGAUAAAUGAUAAUUAAAAUAAGUAAAAAUAAAGAGAUAAAUAGUCAAAAUAAGUAAAAAAUAAUGAGAUAGCGAUACGCAGCGGUCUGAGGAGCCAUAAACAAACCUCAACGCCACUCUAAACACCAAACGCCGCUCAAAACGCCACUCUAUAGAAUCAGAAUGCCUUUUAUUGUCAUUAUAUGCAGUACAAUGAGAUUAAAGCCACCCAUACAUAGCCACAAAUAAUGCUCAGAACAGCACCUAACUUCAUCAACAGUACAUAUAGAGUCCCAGCCAUAGUACUAGCCAACAAACAUCUUUUUAACUUUGACUAAUUUCUUUAGCAAAGAGACCAAACACAACUCACUGCCUCUCUUCCAGCAGCCGAUUGUUUGUAGCGAGACCUCAGGCCAGUCCAUAACGGACUACAGCGGGGUGACGCAGCUCAAGAGAGAACAUUUAUGAUAAUUUCUUCAUGGAAAUACAAUCAGACCGAGACACUAAGACAAAAGAACUACAGCAUCUGCAAAAUGAUUAAUAUGGUGAUUAUUACUUCAAGGAAAUGAUAAAGAAAUGAUCAUAAAUGUUCUUCCUUGAGCUGCGUCACCCCGCUGUAGUCCGUAACAGACUGGCCCAAGGUCUCGCUACAAACAAGCAGCUGCUGGAAGAGAGCAGGUGAGUUGUGUUCGGUGUAUAAUCUUUUGUGUGUCUCUGCUCUCACUGUAUAAUCUCUGUGGUUAAAUCUGGUGAUGUUUCUCUUUCUUGCUCUCUGUGUGAUUAUUUGGAUAAUUUUUACUCUUCCAGGAGGUCAGGCCCACAAACGAAGGCGAACAUCAGAGCCCAUUGAAAUCGAAGACCGCUUGGAGUCGCUGAUAUGUCGUGUCGGGGAGAAGGUAAACAAACAUCUGUGGCAGUGCGUUGAGCUGUAGGGUUCUGCAUCUCCACAACCUGCUUUGUCAAACCUCGUUUGUUUUUCUUGCAGAGCACAUCAUCUCUAGAGAGCAACCUGGAGGGCUUGGCAGGCGUGUUGGAGGCCGACCUCCCAAAUUACAAAAACAAAAUCCUGCGCAUUUUAUGUGCUGUGUAAGUGCAGACCUGCUCUCACCCCUUCACUGAUUUAAUUGUGUGUGUUUGUAGAUUUUUACUGGUUUAUUUAUUCUCCUCAGCGCUCGUCUCCUACCUGAAAAGCUGACCGUGUACACGACUCUAGUCGGCCUGCUGAAUGCGAGGAACUACAACUUUGGGGGCGAGUUUGUGGAGGCCAUGAUCAGACAGCUCAAGGAGACGUUGAAAAAUAACUUGUACAAUGAAGCGGUGUAUUUGGUAAGCUGACUUUUAAUAAUCUAGAAUGAAUCUUUGACCUUUGAUUCGGUUCUGACGUCAUGUCUUCUGCUUUCAGGUGCGUUUUCUGUCAGACUUGGUGAACUGCCAUGUGAUUGCUGCUCCCUCGAUGGUGGCCAUGUUUGAAAACUUUGUCAGUGUUACACAGGAAGAAGAUGUUCCUCAGGUGGGUACAAAAUUCAGGUUAAAACGUAAGAUUUGAAAAACCGAGACAGGGCGAAGUUUAUUUCCGCACAGUUUGGCAACAAGGCUGUUCAAAGUGCUCCAAAGUCCAGAGGGUCAGAAAAACAAAGAAAGAAAACAUUUAAAACGAUCAAAAGUUAAAAUUAAAAACCAUGAAACCAUUUCAGUCACAUUAAUGUCAUCUUUCCCAGUGCUUACUUAAAGUUUUAUUCUGUUACAGAUGAUUUUUACUUUUUUUAAAAAUAAACAAGAACAAAAAAAUGUUAGUUUGUUAAUACUAGACGUCUUCUUAAGGUAAUCUGUUCAGUUCAUGCCACAAAUGUCCUUCUGAUAGUCUUGAGUUUCUGCCGUACACAGAUUCACAAACUGGUUUUAUAUUAUUUAAAACGAAUGAAUCCCAGACGUCUUCUUGAAGAUUAAAGCUCACACAUUGGUCUCAUUCUGUGUCGAGUCACAGCCCAAGGUUGACUCAGACCUGUUGACACCCCCUCAAGGUGUUCUUCUCAACACUGUUUACUCACAAAUCAAAUCACACUUAACCUUAUUCUUAUUUAUUUUUCUUAGUUUUAGCCAUCAAAAAUGACAGAAAAAUAAAAUUAGAUAAUAAGAGCAAAAACAGAAGAUUUUACAUAGACAGUGCGUCUUUGUAUAUUAAAAAUAAAGAUGGAUAUUUGAAUGAUUUGUUAAUUUAAUCUAAUAAAAAGGAGCUGAAAGUCUCGGCAGAACAGACGUUUUCUGGUCGUUUGUGUCAGAUAUCUGGGGUUUAAACACUGAAGCUGCCUCUCCCUGUAAUCUAGAGCUGAAUAUACUCUCAGUGGUCUUAAUGAUUUACUCAAAGUGGUCUCGGUUGUUCCCUCAGGUCCGUUCAGACUGGUUUGUGUACGUGGUUCUGUCCUGUCUUCCCUGGGUCGGUAAGGAACUUUACGAGAAGAAAGACGUGGAGAUGGACCGACUUCUCAGCCAGAUCGAAGGCUACCUCAAGUAAGACCGAGACCACGUUUUCUUGCCUUGCCUCUUUAUAACUCGCCUUUUUAAAAUGAGUUCAUGUGAAUCAGUGGGCUUCUGAUUUAUGUCGUUUUUUUCUUUGAUUUUGAGGGGCCGAGUAAAGACACACGUCCCCAUGCUGCAGGUGUGGACAGCAGAGAAGCCUCACCCACAGGAGGAGGUGAGACAAAUGAAGAGCUGCAUUUGUUCUUGUUAAGAAAAUAACUAAUCUGAAUCGAUUGUUGCUUGCCGGGCGAGUCCCAGUAUCUGAUGACCCCUGUAAUCAUUCCUCUCUUCUCCUGUUUAUCACUCAGUACCUUGACUGCCUCUGGGCUCAGAUCCAGAAGCUGAAGAAAGACCGCUGGCAGGAGCGACACAUCCUUCGUCCAUAUAUUGCUUUUGACAGCGUGCUGUGUGAGGCUCUGCAACACAACCUGCCCCCGUUUACCCCUCCAGGCCACAUGCCAGACGCCCAGUACCCCAUGCCCCGGGUCGUCUUCCGCAUGUUUGACUACACUGAUGCACCAGAGGUACACUGAAGAACAGAACUGCCUCUAAGGACGAGUUUUUAUGAGUUUCUUUGUGCGCAGAGUCAAUAAUCCUCUGUCCUCAGGGCCCUGUGAUGCCUGGCAGCCAUUCUGUGGAGAGAUUUGUCAUUGAGGAAAACCUGCACUGUAUUAUUAAGACUCACUGGAAAGAAAGGAAAACAUGGUGAGCACAAAGAUCCAUGAGAGCUGUAUUUCAUCAGAUUUGAUAUUUAACCUGUGCUUUUAUCACUUCCCAGUGCCGCCCAGUUACUGAGUUAUCCAGGGAAGAACAAGAUUCCUCUCAACUAUCACAUCGUGGAGGUAACGCAUGUUUUUAAAAGCUAGAUUUUUUUAGUUGUAAUUAAAAUAUGUGCAAUAGAUCCGUUUUUAAAUGUCUCACUCCGUCUCCGUUUCUCUCAGGUGAUUUUCGGGGAACUGUUCCAGCUACCCAUCCCGCCUCACAUCGACGUCAUGUACACCACACUGCUCAUUGAACUCUGCAAACUGCAGCCUGGAUCACUGCCACAAGUUGUAUCCUAAAGUCAACACAGUCACCUGGCUGAUGAUUCAUCUGUUUGGUCAAUACUGGGUUCAAAAAGUAUAAAAUACGGACAGUCUUGUACUUGAUCAAAACGUCAUAGACAUGUAGGGAUUCUGCAUUAAACUGCUGUUAUCAUAUUAGAAAAUUAACCAUCAGGUGAAGAGUGUAUUUAAAGGGAUAUUCCAGUAUAUUUUUAAGUGGUACUAACUUCUGCUCCAAUAAUGAGAACUGAGACGCAAGCUAGGCGACUGUUUCUGCAGAUGGGGCCGAGUCUGCGACGUAAUUCAGCUCAUUUUGAGACUCCAACCAAGCCCUCAUCUAGGGAUGGGAAUCGAGAACAGGUUCUUGUUGAGAUCUGGUUCCAAAUGGUUCAAUCCAUCAUUUACAUUCUAUCUUAACGAUUCCCUUAACGAUUCCUUUCUUCUGGGUGCCUUGAUUAAGAUGGUACAUAAAGUAGGCAGAAACGAGCUGAUGUGUGGCUGAAUUUUACUGAGAAAGAGGACAACAGUGCAACGUUUGUUGAGCAGUGAUAACAUGCAAAGGUGGAAACACCAGCAACAUGUCAAAUAUAAUCAAAUAUAAGGAGUCACAUGUAUUCGAUGCUCUCCGCCGGUCGUCAGCCGAUACCGAAAAAGCCCUUUAACCUAUUUCAAUCUUUAAAUUAGAUUAAAUGCUGAAAUGUAGAGUGAUAAAGUAUUGAGUAUACUGCAGGAGAGUUUUCCUUAACAGCUGCUCGUUAGUUGGCUCAAGCCACAGAGAUGUUGUACAUGAGACUGGACACCAUGAACACCACCUGCAUAGACCGGUAACAUCACCACACCUUUGACUUGAUUGGACUGAAAACCUGAGUCAGAGGAGAGCUCUGAUGAUCUUCUCUCUGUUUGUAUUUCUAGACUUAUCAACUGGUUUUCUCACCAUCUGAGCAACUUCCAGUUUCGAUGGAGCUGGGACGACUGGUGAGGGAUUCUUAGACUGUUAACCAGAUUUUCAAGACGCCUCUUUUUGUCUUGAAUUGAUGGAAUCAUUGGUGUGAUCGUGUGUCUCCGUUAUCCAGGUCUGACUGUCUGGCUGUCGAUCUCGACAAGCCCAAACCCAAGUUUGUGAAGGAGGUUCUUGAGAAGUCCAUGAGGUAUGAAACCAUCACUGACGUGUUUCCUAUAUAUUCCAAAGUUUCUUUUCAUUCACAGCAGUUGAUUCAGCUCAGGAAGUGUUGCACCAGAGAUGAUGAGUUAGUUAAUGGAAAGGCCUGAAACAUCAACAAAAAUGAAAUGAAGAGCUUUCAGAGGAACACAGUGAAAAGCAGCCUCAGCAUACUGACUCUGCAGAAGUCGAGCGUUUGAUGAAAAUUAUUCCAUUUCUAACUUUAGAGUUUGUCCGCUCGUUCCAUCUGUUUUGGAGUUCUUAUUUUCUCUUGGUUACUUAGUGGAGCCUCUGUUGCAUUUCCCCAAACUUUUCCACUUCGUCUCUCUUACAAAUGUUAAAUUUUUUCAUACUUCAUUCUCCUUGAACAAAAAUCUGUUUCCUCUCUCAUCUGGCAGACUGUCAUACCACCAGCGCAUAGUGGACAUCGUUCCUUCGACCUUCUCGGCGCUCAUCCCAGCUGAGCCUCUGUUCACCUACAAAUAUGUCGAAGAAAACGCAGGUAAGAGCGCUUUGAAUGUCCAGUUUGUACAUGACAGGAAGGACCAAAAUGUAAAUCCGCUGUGUUGCUGAAGUUAAAGUUUAGAGGGAUUGAACGUCUCUCCCGCCUCACAGCUUCGUUACCAGGUUACCCGGUAUCUAUCACUGUCGGUAACGCCAUCAAGAACCGAGCGUCCAACGAAGAGAUCCUGACCAUCCUCAAAGAAGUGCCCAACCCAAACCAAGAGGACGAUGACGGUUUGAAUCUUGCUUGGUUUUUCUUUUGGGUCAUGUGUUGCUCUCUGACUUCUGACCUCUUCACACCGGAACAGUAACAAGAGCGAGAAACUUUAACAAAAAGAAGAGUUUAACUUUAAAAUACACAAAAAAAUCUCAUAUGUACGAGAGGGUAAAGAAUUAGCAAGUGAUGAAACUUCUGAAGAGUUUUUCAGCGACUUUUAGAAACUGUCUUAAAAAACUUACCUCUUAUCACUGUUCUGGGUUGGUGGGUGGAUGGCACAGCCUGAAAAAGCACCAGUUUUCUUUUGUAGAGUGUUUAUUCUUCAGCUCAGUAUCAUUUGAGUUUGCAAAGUAAAGCCCCUUCCUCUUCACUUUAUUCCUCUGUCGUUCUCUCCUCUCAGACGAGGGUGAGAGUUUCAACCCCCUGAAGAUCGACGUGUUCCUGCAGACUCUGCUCCAUCUGGCAGCAAAAUCCUUCAGCCACUCCUUCAGCGCCCUCGGCAAGUGAGUGACCGGUCAUGAGAAGCAGCUUUUUUAGAGUCAGGGAUGAAAGUUUUAAGGUUUCCUACAAACACCGCCUGGAAAAAAACAGAAUAUGUAGUCGAAAUGGAAAACUUAUCUGACUCUUAAACUGUGUGGCUACUUCAUCGUACUUUCGGAACAUUCCUCACAAAUAAGAAUUGUACGGGUUUUAAACUGUACUUUUCCGUGGACCACUCUACUAUAAGCGGUGUGCAUUUUGUGAGGUGCAUACGUUUCUCUGCACAACAGUGUUAACAACGAUUGCAAAAUGAGCAACAAACAAGAGAAAACCACCGAAAAUGAAGAUUUGUUGCCAAAAAGAAAAGCAAUUUCAGAUUUCUGGAACUAUUUCGGUUACAAGAAGGAUGAUGUCGACCAAACACGUGUUCUGUGUUCAUCUGUCGCCACGAUAACGUCUCAGCACAAUAAAAAAUAUAAAUAUCUCAGAGACAGACAGAAACCAUUCUACUAAGAUUCACAAAAAGAGGUCAGAUCAGUGCAGGUUAACUGUCCACAAGAUUUCAGCAUAAAGUGAUUUUCAGGUCAUCUGGUGAAAAUUCCUGUAUCUUUUUAUAUCGCAGGGUGGAAAAGAAUUGCAAUGUUAGUUUUUUCCAAUACCGUGCAGCCUUAGUUGAAGACUUCCUCUAAAGCUGCUCUGGACCAGCUCAGCUGUUUGGUACCGAUUGACUUCAUAUCUGCGUCUCAACCCCUCCAGGUUUCAUGAAAUCCUGAAGACCCUUGCAGACAGCGAUGAGGGCAAACUUCACUUACUCAAGGUGGUUUAUGAAGUGUGGAGGAAUCACCCACAGGUACAAACACCACAGAGAGAUUUUUGAACUCGGUUUAUUCUUUUAUUUUUGAAAGGAAGUCUAAAUGAUCGUUCAUGUUAAUUUGCCGCCUCACAGAUGAUCGCAGUUUUGGUGGACAAGUUGAUCCGGACACAGAUUGUGGACUGUGCUGCUGUUGCUAACUGGCUCUUCUCUCAGGACAUGGCUCAUGAGUUCACCAGGUCAGGCAUGAAACACCGACACAACCCAACGCUUUUUAAAACUAAUAAGACAAAAACACCAGAAAAUAAUGUUUGAAAAUCCACGAGCAGAUCCAGAUAAAAUUCUUGGAUUUUUUUUCUCUCUAAACACACAACAAAAAAAUCUGUCUAUGCUCUUCUUUGUUGCAUCAGGAACACAGAUUUCAUUCUCCUGCGUCUGUUAGAUAAAACAUUUUUUAAUUUGUUCCUGUUCAGACUUUUCAUCUGGGAGAUUCUCCACUCCACCAUCCGGAAAAUGAACAAACACGUCCAGAAGAUCCAGAAGGAGCUGGAGGAGGCCAAAGACAAACUGGAGAAACAGCAGCAUAAAAGGGUAACUCCAUCCAUCAGGGCCGAUCCGUCACAGUCACAUCAACGAGGUUCGAGCAUGAGAGUGAAGCGUUUCUGUGUGUCUGCUUGUCCCCGCAGCAGAGGGACAGCGGUGACGACGAGGACAUGGACAAGAACAGCGAGGACGAGGAGGGUCAGCUGGAGGAGCAGAUCGAGAGGCUACAGGAGAAGGUGGAGUCGGCUCAGAGCGAGCAGAAGAACCUUUUCCUCGUGAUCUUCCAGGUAAUGAGACUGGAGGGGUUUAAGUCUUUACAGCGGGACUCGAACAAGUUAGAAGUCAGAUUCUGUCUCAGCAGUCGAGCAAAACCCCCAUGUCAUAUUUUGACUGAGAAUAAGCUGCGAGCAUCGAUCCUCAUGAAUGAACAGUCCUGUUCAAGUUUUAGAAAGCAGAUAUCAACACUCACAGAGACCUAAGCUUUUCCUUUAUUUAAAAAUGUCUCCAUAGUUUGGUGGAAACUUUGCUCUCUAAAGAGGAAGACCUGUGCUGUAUUCAUACAUAUUCAGAAUUUCCUCAGAGAGCGCCUCACUCAGCUUCAAACUUUCUAGAAAAGAGUCUGAGCCGAGGAGUGAAUCAGGAACAUUUGUGGAGCAGCUCUGAGCGCUGAAGGAGGCUGGGUUGACUCUGGUGCAGAAGCUAAUAGUUCCCACACAGACUAUACCUGGGCAAGCUGCCAGAGGAUAUUUAUAGCUGCUUUAGUAUAUUUACCACUGAUAUAUAGUCUGAGCAUGUUUUUUUAACCUGUUUAUAGUCUCAGAGACUCUAAACUCGUUCAAGCCAAGCCUCUUUGUGUGCUUGAGUGUCAAGCCCUAUACUUCAUGAACGUGUCCCCUCCGAGUUUAAUUUGCGACCCAAACGAUGUCGUUCCUCUCAGACUCGUAAAAGAGCGUUCGCUCUGCUCUGAACGUUGUUUCCUCUGCUGCAGCGUUUCAUCAUGCUGCUGACGGAGCACCUCGUUCGCUGCGAGACGGGCAGUGUCGACAUCAGCACACCCUGGUACAAGAACUGCAUCGAGAGGCUGCAGCAGAUCUUCCUCAUGGUAUUACACACACACGCACACAUUCAUACUACGGUCUCACAUGGAGUGUACGGUCUUCAUGAAAUUGCAAACGCCCUCUUUCUGCAGCACCAUGUGACCAUCCAGCAGUACAUGGGAACCCUGGAGAACCUGCUGUUCACCGCAGAGCUCGACCACCACAUCCUGGCCGUCUACCAGCAGUUCUGUGCCCUGCAGCUCUGAGACACACACACACACACUCACGUGCACACACACUCAUAAUUGGAUGAAUUGAAUAUGUACUCGUGCUCUCACAGUACCUGAGCUAAACAUAUUAGGAACUACCAGCUCUUGCAUCAAGAAUCUCGUUCAUGUUUUUUUUUUUUUUUAAUUGACCUUUUUUGUGUUUGGUGCCAUUUCAGGUGUUUCUGUGCGACAACAGCAGAGGACUUUUUCCAACGUAGAAACUUAAACUUCAGUCCGUUUGAAAGUUUCGCUGUAGUGAUCCGGUUUUGUUUUCGUUUCGUAUGAUUUUCAACCUGCUCGUGUUCUUAUGAAUGGGUCUUUUUAAAUCGGUGCUCACAUGGACAGAAGAGGAAGAAGUUUUAGGUUGUUUUGGAUUAACUCUGAAUCUAGAGAGCGCUCUACUUUUUUAUAUUUGUUUUAUGUGGAAUUGGGAAAGAAUUAAAACUCUCCGGAGUCUUUAUCUGCCUGCUCUGCCG